Messenger RNA from Sardina pilchardus (European sardine), 4205 nucleotides. Its product is annotated as kelch-like protein 34. Gene Ontology annotation, molecular function: protein binding. The transcript has 2 exons. NCBI's taxonomy places the organism in Eukaryota, Metazoa, Chordata, Actinopteri, Clupeiformes, Clupeidae. The record is from RefSeq and is a predicted model, not a curated record. Bases 201 to 1997 code for a protein of 598 amino acids.
UCGAAAGUGUCACAGCUGCACCAAAGGAGACAGAGAAGAGGAGAGAGAGAUAGAGAGAGAGAUAGAGAGACAGCAGAGAGGAGAAUAUCUUUAUUCCACUAGCCUGCUGCAGAGACGACGACGUGCCUUUCUCCUGUCUUGUACUUGACCCCUUCCUACAUUUCACCUCCACUCCUCCUCCCCCUCUCCUCCAUCAAGCCAUGAGUUACUUCCUGGUGCUCAGCAAGUGCCACGGCGACAGCGUCCUGUCUCAGUACCAGCGUCUCCGCGACGACCAGCGCAUGUGCGACAUCGUGCUGGAGACGCGGGGCGUCCAGUUCCCCGCCCACCGCUCGCUGCUGGCCUGCGCCAGCGACUACUUCUGGGCGCUCCUGAAGGACCACACGCGCGAGUCCCGCGACACCCUCCAGGGCCCCCUCACCCUCAGCCUGCCCGCGCUGACCCCCACGGGCCUGGAGCGCCUGCUGGACUUCGUCUACUCCUCCUGGCUCUGCCUCUCGCCCUCCACCCUGGAGGAGACGCUGGAGGCCGCCCGCUACCUGCAGGUGAGCGGCGCCGUGGACCUGUGCGCCCGCUACAUCGCCGACAACCUGGCGCCCGAGAGCUGCUGCUUCUUCGCCAACGUGGCGGCGCGCUACGGGCUGUCCGGCGCGCUCAAGGCGGCCGAGGCGUACAUCGCCCGGCACAUGCGCGAGCUGCUGGGGGGUGGCGACGGGGACGGGGAGCGCGCGGGGCUCAUGGAGCUCAACCUGGGGUCGCUGCGCGAGUGUCUCGGGGCCGAGGACGUGCCGGGGGUGCGGGAGUCCGAGCUGCUCGGCCUGGCGCUGGACUGGCUGGACCGGAACCGGCUGCCGGCGCUGCAGAGCAACCUGCUGCUGAGCCACGUGCGCUUCGGGCUGGUCGCCCCGCGGGAGCUAACGCGGCUGACCGCCGAGCGCCCGGCCCUGCGCACGCCCUUCAUCGGUGGCCUGGUGGACAAGGCCCUGCAGUACCACGCCCAGGGGCCGCUCCAGCCGCUGCUGCAGAGCGCGCACACCCGGAUCCGGGCCGCCGCCGGUGGGGACGGACACACGCUGCUGGUCGGCGGAGGGCCGGAGGCCGACCGGCCGCAGCGGCUGGUGCAGAGCUUCGACCCGGAGACGCGGAAGUUCCGGACGCUGGCCACCCAGCUGCCCGGCCGGCUGCAGCACCACUGCGUGUGCGUCCUGGGCGGCUUCCUGUUCGUGCUGGGCGGCGAGGAGGUGGAGACGGACGGCGAGAGCGAGAAGACGGCCGUGAUGACGGUCAGCGGGCGGGCGUGGCGCUACGACCCGCGCUUCCGGCGCUGGGACGAGGCCGAGCCCAUGAUCCAGCGGCGGGCGCGCUUCGCCUGCUGCGUGCUGGACGGGGUCAUCUACGCCGUGGGCGGGCGGGCGGAGCCCGGCGAGCCGCCGCUGUCCACCGCCGAGAGGUACAACCUCCGCGCCGGCUGCUGGCGGAAGAGCGCCGGGCUGCCGCACGCCGUCCACGGUCAGGCGUGCGCCGUCCUCGGGAGGCGCGUCUACAUCUCGGGCGGCAUCCACGGCGAGGCCGUCGAGAGCAGCAAGGACGUCCUGUGCCUGGACGUGAGCGAGGGCCGCGCCUGGGAGAAGCGCGCCGCCAUGUCCGUCGCCCGCUUCGGCCACCAGAUGGCGGCGGUGGGCGGGCGGAUCUACGCCUUCCUGGGGAUGUACGAGCAGUUCUGCGACAUCGAGCGCUACGACCCCGAGCUCGACCAGUGGACGCGCCUCCGGCCGCUGCUCAACGACCGCUUCUGCUACGGGCUGUCGGCCACGCCCGACGGGCGCGUGCUGCUGUUCGGCGGCAGGAAGUGGCACGACGGACAGGAAGUGGUCAUGUCCAACGUGAUGGAGUACGACACAGAAAGCGACACGUGGAGGGAGCUGUGCAGGAUGCCCGGUCCACUCUGCGGCACGCAGUGCGUCCAGCUGCCCAUCCUCGACACGCCGGAGACGUAGACGGAGCGGGUGGGUCCCACAUUCAGACCCCUUGACCCCACCAAACCCCUUCCAAGAAAAAAAAAAGUACACACCAAAAAAACUACCCCGUCAAAAAAAAAGGCCUUUUGACAAUAAGCAAACACGCAGUGCAAGAGCCUUUGAAAGAGUGGCAGGUCUCAUCUCGUAUUUGUCACAGUGCAAAAGCCUGCAAUGAGAUAGAGAAAUGAGAAAGCACAGCUUUCAUGCAACAGAGUUAAAGCCACGAGAGAUUAAGAGAGAGAAAGAGAGAGAAAGAGAGAGAGAGAGAGAAAGCAAGAGAGAGAGAGAGAGGAGGCUUUCACCCGAUGCAGAGAGAUCCACCGGAGAGAUAAAGUGAAGUCGACUUGCAGUAAAGCUCUUAAGAGCUGGAUAAGAAGUGAAGUUAGAACAUGAAAGUGCUGAGGUAGUGUGGAGUCUAGAAUGGGGGGAGUGAGUACAAAGGAAAUGACAGCCUGAGGUUAACCCAGGUGGGAAGGAAACGAUGCGUGUCUUUGCCCGCUACGACGUGAGGCGUGCGACCGGACGAAAAGGGCAGCCCAGAGAGCUAACGGAGAGGGGUGAACAGGUGGACAGAGCUGUGGUCAGCAUGUCAGGAAAGCAACCUCCACACACCGGGUAAAAGAGACAGAGUGAGCAGUAGGAACUGAACUCAUUGACUGCGUGGCUAACACUGAAUGGGCCUCAUGAAAAAAAAAGAAUUGUACAGUAGGAUCCAUUAUGUGAAGAAUGUGUGUGUGUAUGUCUAAGUGACCUUCAUGCCAUUCACUCUAAGAGACUUGAAAAGCGAGAGUUUGAAAAUUAAUGUGUAUUCCAGGGAGGAAGACUCAUAAGUCAAGAGAGAAAGGUGCAAGUUGUUAAGGCCCAGUAUCUGACAUUUCACAUUUCACUACAAAUAUCUGUUGCACUCAACUUUCCAUCCAUUGCAAUGUGUCACCGUAGAUAGACUGUGUGUUCAGAUGCUUCAUGUGAGUGAGAAACGCAUGCAAAUAGAGGCAUGACUCAUCUAACGGAGCCUAACGGUCUCAUGACUCUCUUGCCAAGCUGCAAUAGGUCACCAGGGCUGAGGUGCAACUGUGCUCCACCGACAGCCAGCCAGCCAGCCAGCCACUGGGUCCUGCAGAACUGAUCACUGAGGCAAAUCAAUAAAUGCAUAAAUAAACGUGUGCACAGUGGCAUGUGUGCUGGUGUGCUGAGGCUGCAGAAAGUAGUUUUGUGUAUUUUCCUCCAUACGAUACACUUGAAGUGAAGGGGAUAAAAAAAGGACAAAACUCAACUCUCUGGGUUGAGGAGAUGAGAAGCAAAAAAUAAUAAUACAGAUAAAGUUAGAAAGAAAAAUCAGAGCACAGUGAAAUCACUGUUAAUGGAUGCAAAGACUGAAGGGAAAGUACUAGAAAAAAGUGCCGUGGUCUUAUGGCUAAACUGGAAGAGGUCAGGGGUUCAGAUCCUAAGGAAGAAGCCCCGGUGCUGAAAUAACAUCCACCUCCUCUCCACUGAGUGUCACUUUGGAUGAACAUGCCUCCUGAAUGACUAAGGUAAACACAGUAACCACCUGGGGGAGGAGAGUGAGAGAGAGAGAGAGAGAGAGAGAGAGAUAGAGAUAGAGAGAUGCACAGAGUAAGAAAGACAGCCUGAGCUAUAGACCAUGCCCAAGGAUAGAGUGAGAGAGAGAGAGAGAGAGAGAGAGAGAGAGAGAGAGAGAGAGAGAGAAAGAGAGAGGGAGGGAGCGUGAGACAUGGGCCAUGCCCAAAGAGGGAGAGGACAGCCCUAGUCCCUGCCCAGAGAGACGGUGGGUGUGUGUGUAGUGUGUGUGUGUGUGUGUGUGUGUGUGUGUGCGUGUGUGCGUGUGUGAUGGAUAGCCCUCCUGCCCUGCUGGCUGCGUCCCUCCGCAGGGGAGGACAGACCCAUUGAUGGCCGCUCCGCGCGCCGCCAGCCUGGCAUUUGGGCUGUUAAUGGUUUAGCCAAAGCCAUUAGCUCCAGCGAGAGGGCCUGGGAGCGCCACAGACCGGCGCUGAUUGAAAGCCCCGCACACCGCCUCGGGGAGCAGUUUCCUCCAUAACCGGCCCCGCUAACGUUCCCCCGGCCCCCUCUACGGAAAGGUCACAUGACCCUGGAGCUUCGCUCUCCGCUUUUCCCGACGCUGAUUGGAAAAGAUGGUGGAAGCAUCUUGUAUAUCCCGUGCCCGACGCC